Molecule: messenger RNA, 642 nt
Organism: Triticum turgidum subsp. durum (durum wheat)
Lineage: Eukaryota; Viridiplantae; Streptophyta; Magnoliopsida; Poales; Poaceae
Source: the annotation of a GenBank genome assembly
AUGGCCAGGGAGGCGUCGUCGUCCUCCGCGCCGGGGCCCUCGGAGUUGCCGCCGGCCGCUCGUGGCAGCGGCAGCGGAAGCGGAAGCGGCGGGGACACGCCGCGAGUGCCGCGGCGGCGCGCCCGCGGCGACCCGCUCCUCAUCGUGUGCGGCUGCUUCAGCGUCGUCACGGCCGCCACCGCCUUGCUCUGCGUCGCCGUCAACGUCCUAUCCGCUGUCCAGUCCUUCCGCCGCAACGGUGGCUACAUAUUCGGGGGCAUAUUCCGGUGCUAUGCGGUGGUGAUCUCGCUAUUCGUGGCCGUCCUCGAGACUGAGUGGGGAUUCAUCAUCAAAUUCUGCAAGAUAUUGGAAUACUGGCCUGCAAGGGGGAUGCUACAGAUAUUUGUUGCUGUCAUGACAAAGGCAUACCCAAACGUUGAAAGGAGCGAUCUGAUUUUGCUUCAGGACAUUGCCAGCUAUCUGCUCCUUGCAUGUGGACUAAUCUAUGUAAUCUCGGGGGUAUUAUGUCUUGGUGUACUAAAGCGCUCUAGGCAGCAGAAAGCAACAUCACGAGAGCAAGCAGCCAAAGAUCUGCAGGAGCUGGAGAAGCGGAGAGAGGAACUCGAGGCACUGUUAAUUGCUGAGAGGUCCGAAUUGGUCUGA